AUGGCUUCAAAAGGCCUCAGCGAACUGGCAACUGCCUUCCGCCGCCUCCAUCGCCCAGGCAGUCCUCUCGUCCUGGCCAACGUAUACGACGUCGUCUCGGCCAAGGCAGUUGCCCCCCUACCAUCCUGCCAGGCUCUGGCGACCGCCUCCUAUGCCGUUGCCCUCGCGGCCGGCACGAGCGACGAUGACUUGACCCUGGAACAAAACCUGGCCGCUGCACGGCUGAUCGGCAAGGUGGCCGCGGAGCACAACAAGCCCCUCACUGUAGACCUGCAGGACGGAUAUGGAAACAAGCUUGAGGAGGCCGUGCGCCUGGCCAUCAUCGACGCCGGUGCCGUGGGCAUCAAUCUCGAAGACUACGACAGGGAGAGGAAAAGGUUCUACACUGUCGACGAGGCCGCGGCGCGGGUGAAAGCCGCCGUCGAAAUCGGCGCCAAACAGGGACUGCCAGAUUUCGUCGUCAAUGCUAGAUGUGACACGCUCGUCCAAGGCGGCGAUAUCGAUGAAGCAGUGGAAAGAGGCCGAAAGUACCUGGCCGCCGGGGCCACGACCGUGUUUGUGUGGGGAGGUGGCAAGCGAGGAGGCAUCAGUCGAGCGGAAGUGGAGAAGCUGGUCACGGCGUUUGGCGGUCGUUUGAAUGUCUCUUUGAAGUGGCCCUCCGGUGGGUUGACUAUCUCUGAGCUGGCGGGCAUAGGAGUUGCUCGGAUCAGUGUUGGUCCUACUAUCAUGCUUCUCGCCAUGGCUGAGUAUGAGCGGCAAGCAAAGCAGUUGCUGGGAUAA
This is a messenger RNA of Cladophialophora psammophila CBS 110553, 780 nucleotides long. RefSeq lists its product as uncharacterized. The record is from RefSeq and is a predicted model, not a curated record. The transcript has a single exon. Gene Ontology annotation, molecular function: catalytic activity. The coding region runs from base 1 to 780 and encodes 259 amino acids. NCBI's taxonomy places the organism in Eukaryota, Fungi, Ascomycota, Eurotiomycetes, Chaetothyriales, Herpotrichiellaceae.